GUGAGCAAAGAUCUAGAAAGUACUUUUCAGAUGUAGUUGUCAUUAAGACUAGUGGUAGUAGUAGUGUUUUUGCCACGUUUGGUGGCAAAUUUAAUUAUAAGUAGUUUAAUUUUUUGUGCCGUUGCAAAAUUAUGUAAAAAUGGCGCACAUGACUAAGAAAAGGCAUGUACGACAACUAAAAAUUAAAGGGAACAGUAAAACCAACACUAAAGAGACUAAUAAGCCCGAUAAAUCAUCAGCAUGGCGUGUAAUUGCUCCCUUUGUAACAGUACCAAUAAAGAAAACUCACAAAGAAGUAGAAGAUGAGCAGUUUAGUUUCUACUUGAAGAAAAAGCCGGCUGUUCUUCUUCAAGACUUGUCAACUUUUAUGUCAGACAGUGUCGACUUGCCAUCAUUGUUCCACGAGACUGCUGAUGUUUUACAAAAGGUUACUAAAGCUUCGUGGGUUACUCUAUAUCUGGUCGACAGGGCCACGAACGAAAUCUAUGUUAGUCACCCAAAUAUGGCCAGAGAAAGGCAUAAAGUCAAAUGGAAAAUAGACGAACAAGUCACUGUUGCUACUUACGUGGCAAAGAAAAUGGAGUAUGUUGUUGUAGAGGAUGUCCUUCUUGACAUCCGAUUUCCAGAAGGAAUUGGUUAUGACGCAAGUACAAUCCCGAAAUCCGUGAUGUGCAUCCCGAUUGUGACCCCCGACGGAGACUGUUUUGCCGUGAUUGAAUUUGUUAGAGAGUACCACAUGAAGAGUUUCGUCGAAGACGACCUCAAAAUCUGUGUUAUGGUCACAGCGUGGAUGGGUGUGGCCAUCCAUCAAAACCAAGAACGUCUAGCUUUGAAACGGCAACAAGAACUCAACGACUACCUCCUCGACCUUGUCAAGUGUUAUUUUGAGGACCACGUCCUUAUGGAGAAACUAAUGAGCGAGGUUGUUAAAUUCGCAAAAAUCACUCUAGGUGCCGAAAGAGGAUCUUUCUUCAUCAUUGAUAAAGACAGUGACGAAAUGAUUGCCCAUUUAUUCGACGAAGGAGGACAAACUGAAGGUGCGGGACGAAAAGUCCGUUUUUCGAAAGAAAGAGGAAUUGCCGGUUUAGUAGCUCGAACUGGACAAACGGUCAACAUUAAAGACGCUUACAAUGACAGUAGAUUCAACAAAGAGAUUGACCAAAAAACUGGUUUCAUAACCAGAUCAAUACUUUGUAUGCCGAUUUUGGGAAAAAAUGGAGUCUUGGGAGUUGUGCAAGUUGUUAAUAAGAAACGCGGAGGUUGUUUUUCGAGCAACGAUGAGAAUCUUUUCAAGACGUUUUCUUUGUAUUGUUCCAUGGCGGUGCAUUACACGAAUAUACAUUCCGAAAUCAAGAAACAAACAUAUUUAAACAAAAUUAAUUUGAAAGUUGUCAAGUUGCAACAAGUGCCGUGUAUCCACGACAUGACAAAUUUCAUCAAUAGGUCCUACGUGAACAUUCCGGUAGAAUUCGAUAACUUCCAUUGGAGCAUUAAUAAUUCGGAUGAACUCAUGUUUUUGCCCCAAUAUACGUUGUAUAUAAUGACCCAAUUGAUCAGCAUUUCUGAAAUUAAUCUUAACGUAAUGAAAAAAUUUAUUUUGACAGUUCGCAAAUUUUACAGAGACUUGCCUUACCACAACUUCGAACAUGCCUUUAGUGUGUGCCAUUGUAUGUAUCUUGUUUUAAAACGAAAUUUAGAACAAUUCAGUAAAUUGGAAGUCAAAGCUUUACUCAUUGCUUCUCUCUGUCACGACAUAGACCAUCCCGGUUUCACAAAUAAUUUUCUCCAAAUCAUCAAAGACGACAUUACCAUACUUUACGAAGCUCCAGCUUUGGAAAACCACCACUGGGAAGUAACAAAAAUGGUCCUAAACGAUCACGACAUUUUCCCGAAGAUGACUGGACAAGAGCGAGAGUUGUUUCAUAGCGAAAUCCAAAAGGCGAUUCUCGCCACCGACCUGUCCACUUUUUUUCAAACAAGAGUUACUCUCGCAAAAUUAUACAACUCGAAAAUGUUCAAUCGGCACAAUCCGAUCCACAGGAUGAACAUGAAAGCGAUAAUAAUGAAUGCUUGCGAUUUUUCGGGCAUGGCGAAGCCGUUUUUGGCCGCGAAAAGAGUAGUUGAUCAACUUUAUCGCGAGUUCUACAAACAAGGAGAUUUAGAAAAGGAGUUGGGCCAAUGUCCAUUGUCGGUGAUGGAUAGAGAGAAGGAAAAUUGCAUUCCAGAAGAUCAGAUACGAUUUUUGAAGGUUGUAGUCAUACCCUGCGUGGAAAUUAUUAGAGUGAUUCUGCCAAAUUGCCGGGAGCUUUACAUUGGGGCUUUGAGGUUACGCCAAACCUGGGAGGACAUUGUGAAAAACACAGGACGCAAAAUUUGGCGGCAAGACGAUUCCAUUGUUAAUCCUACUUAUGUUUAUUAAAUAAUGAAAAAUUAUA
Molecule: messenger RNA, 2435 nt
Organism: Tribolium madens (black flour beetle)
Lineage: Eukaryota; Metazoa; Arthropoda; Insecta; Coleoptera; Tenebrionidae
Product: cAMP and cAMP-inhibited cGMP 3',5'-cyclic phosphodiesterase 10A-like
Exons: 4
Coding region: 140-2419 (759 amino acids)
Biological process (GO): negative regulation of receptor guanylyl cyclase signaling pathway; signal transduction
Molecular function (GO): protein binding; 3',5'-cGMP-stimulated cyclic-nucleotide phosphodiesterase activity
Source: RefSeq, a predicted model, not a curated record